This is a messenger RNA of Cololabis saira (Pacific saury), 1281 nucleotides long. RefSeq lists its product as uncharacterized. Lineage: Eukaryota; Metazoa; Chordata; Actinopteri; Beloniformes; Belonidae. Bases 135 to 887 code for a protein of 250 amino acids. The record is from RefSeq and is a predicted model, not a curated record. Gene Ontology annotation, molecular function: zinc ion binding. The transcript is spliced from 2 exons.
UUUUUCGCGCCAAAACCUGGGCGCCGCCAUUGCAUGUCAUUUCCGCCGGAAGGGGUUUGCGCAGCGUCUUCCGGUGUAAACAGCGGCGUGGAUACUAAAGCAAAGACUCUGCCCGUGAGCUUUUAAUUUCGACAAUGUCUUUGCAAUGGGAACACGGUUCCACCACUCUGACCGGAGCUGGCGUUACUCUCCCCCACCCGAGUUCAGUGCAGGACUGGCAGGAUGACGUGACCACGUGUCCCUGCAUCACCACCAGCAAGAUCAUCUCCUACUUCCUGCAAUCCAAGGAAAUAGAUGCAAAAGCAAUGGACAAUCUGAAAGCCUCUGAGGAAUAUCUAUAUGUGCACCCUAACAAAGUGGGUUGUGUCAUGUCCUACAAACAUGAUGGUUUUGUUUUUUUGAAAGCAGAUGUAGAGUCUAGUAGUCAGUGUGUGAACAAAGAAGAAUAUACAGCGUGGGUGCUGGUGACUGAAGCUGGAGAAGUCAGAACUGCAGGAUGUUCGUGUGGUGCUGACCCAGGGAGGACGUGUCCACAUUCAUUUGUGAUCCUAUUGAAGGUAGAAGAUGCUGUGAGACAGGGGAAAAUCCCGUUCGUCUGCCCUGAUGACUGCCCGUUCUGCACGGAUGCUGGGUCCAAAAGAAAUGCUAGUCAGAGGAAGAUGAGGUAUGUGCGCUCUAAACGGCGCAAGAGGAAGGAUCUUUACCAGCCGCCACCAACUUCACAGCCAGCUUCUACCACUCCAAAACCGGCACGGGAGGUGAAACUCUUUAAGACUCAUGAAGAGUGGAGGAACCACGUACUUGCCUCACCAAUGGCAGAACUUUUCACGUGCCCUGGGAAUAGCCUCCUGCAGCUCUGCCUUAAUGCUGAUGUCUCACACAAUUAAUGUAGCUAUGGUGGGCAUUGUUUGUCCCAUUUCCAAAACCACCAACUGCCGUAGCAAAAUACCAGUAGCAAUGUUAGUGUAUGACAACUUCUUCAUAAUUAACAGUGUAGUCAGCUAACCACUCGUUCAGGUGCUUUCUCGAGUUACUACAACCAACCACCGCACACGUCGUUCCCGAACCACUUUUCUUCUUUGAAAUAUCCAUGUAGUUGCUAUAUCUUCUUUGUCAGUGCUAUGUCGGCACAACGCCAGUGCUAGCUAGCAAUGCAGAACUAGUCCACCAGAACGGAAGUGGAUUGCAUCGAUGGGAGGACUUCAGGAUGUAGAGCGGAAACAGCUCAAAAACUUGUCUAUCUCUGUGCCAAUAAAGAUUUUACAAAAAAAACACACUAUU